Drosophila pseudoobscura is the source of this 547-nucleotide messenger RNA. RefSeq lists its product as uncharacterized. The transcript is spliced from 2 exons. NCBI's taxonomy places the organism in Eukaryota, Metazoa, Arthropoda, Insecta, Diptera, Drosophilidae. The record is from RefSeq and is a predicted model, not a curated record. Bases 148 to 480 code for a protein of 110 amino acids.
ACGAUCUGGCAAGACUACCAGAUGUCCGUUAUGCGCAGGCGCUGCUCGUUAUAUUUUAUAUACCACCCCAUACCGAAAUAAAAUAUUCAUUUCAGCUAGCUCCUGCUGCGUUUUCUGCUCAAUUAAUAGUUUAUCAAACAACAAACAAUGUCUGCCUACUCAAGUGCUUCCACUACCCAGGCCACUGGAACAGGAGCAUCGGACUUGGACACAGAAUCGGUGGAGGUGCUGCGGGAGCGCCUGAGCACCAUGAAGCGUCUGAUGGCAGAACGCACGGCCCAGCAGCAGAACAAUCCUGCAUCCACAGAGGAAAUUUUCUCCACCAAGCGUCACCGAUCCGCGGGCAUUAUCGACGGAAACUUCCUCAGCAUCGCCUUUGGCGGUGCUCUGCUGGUGAUUAUCACGGUUUCAGUUUACGCCUUCUACAAUCUGUACCAUGCCAUACUCAAGAAGUUCCCCUCCCACCACGAGGAGCUGUAAGCUGCAAGGCUUUCCAUGUAUUACAAUUAUGCAUUUAAUAAUAAAAAUACGUAGUUUGAAUUGAAGU